AUGUCAUUUACGUGUCCAAGUUCAAGAAAAUAUGGAACAAAGGGCCUUUCUUUUGGUUGGAAUGCUUUAAUAAAUAUUAGUCCAGUUUAUAGAGGAUUUAAUCUUUCCAGCUGUAAACAAUCAAAUAAUGCUUUAGACUUGGAUCCAGUUUGCCAUGCUUGGAUAGCAAGUUUAGUUUUAAGCUGGAUUUUAUUUGUAACAUAUUUUGUAUCAAUAAUUUUCACUUGGCGUGCAUCAAAAGAACGUCUUAAAACUGGUAUUGACCUAAGUUCCUUGCCUUCACCUAAAUCGCCUAAAUCACCUAAAUCAUAUUUAGAAAAAUACGAGCAAAAAUUAUCUGAAUUAGAGCAACAUGAACAGCAAGUUCCUCAGGUGAUCACUAUACCAGUAAUUGAUAAACAAUCUAUGGAGGUAAAACAAGAUGUUCCACAACAACAAACUCAACUUUUAUUACAAAGUGGUUUACCAGAUCAAGGAAUUCCACUUCAAAUUGUUUUACCUCAUAGUAGCUUUCAAACUACUAGUCAAGAUUUUGAAAAUGAUGAAAGCGAACAUCAAGAGGAAUCUCAAAUUUCUGAUGAAGUUUCACCUCCAGUGAUAUCUAUAACUUUAGCAAAAGAUGAUAAACAUGAUGAUAAUUUUACCGAUUCUAACUUACUAAAUGUUCCAAGUAAACCAAAAUCAGAAACCUCCUCAUUACAUGAAGUUCCUCUUUAA
This is a messenger RNA of Dentiscutata erythropus, 717 nucleotides long. NCBI's taxonomy places the organism in Eukaryota, Fungi, Glomeromycota, Glomeromycetes, Diversisporales, Gigasporaceae. The record is from the annotation of a GenBank genome assembly.